Messenger RNA from Dicrocoelium dendriticum, 11048 nucleotides. The record is from the annotation of a GenBank genome assembly. NCBI's taxonomy places the organism in Eukaryota, Metazoa, Platyhelminthes, Trematoda, Plagiorchiida, Dicrocoeliidae.
UAAAGGAAUCACUACCUUCCGCCGCCUUGGAUAUGCACAAACGCUUUGAACCAUUACGCGAAUCGCAGCUGAAGUUGGCCCAAAUUGAAAAUGCUUACAACGCGGUUCGGCAAAAGACGCUCACCGUGGAAUAUCCGCUGAUUGCAGACGAGGUGGAAGCUUUCGACACCGAAUUGGCCCCAGCGUUAAAAUCCAUGAAUUGGGAAAAUGUCGACUCUGCAUUUAUCGAUAACCUUCAGAGCAAGAUUAGUACAAUUCAAUCCCGUGUGGUGAAGGCACAAGAGAAUUUGAAACAAGUCGAACAGUUGGCCUCGCAGUGGCGUUCUGCUCCGUUGUAUCAAGGCAAGGAGCGAAAGUUUGAUUGUCUGAUCCCAUUGGAAGAGAGGGAAGCUUUGCGAGAAGCGCGAUUCAAAGAAAUUGACACGGCAGCAGCCAAGAUAGACGAACUGAUAAAGGAUAAUCUGGAAUUAUUCAAGGCGGACGAAGGCAGCUCCGAUUGGGCAGCUUAUCUAGAAGCUGCAGAAGACAUGAUCUUGGGCGGCCUCAUUGAGGCCGUCCGAUGCAGUUUGGCGUAUCUGUCAUCAAGAACGGAAAGAAGCAAAACCGAAAUACCACUGAUGGAAACCAAAUUAAACUUGGUAGAGAAUCGACUCGUGUACACUCCCGGGGUGCAAGAUAACCAAGGCGAAAAUCUGCUCGAUCUGGUCGACAGCCUGAUACAGGAUAUCACAAACCAAUCACGUCUCAUUCCCUCAUUGUUGCAUCCUCAGAAGCCCACGCUGACCUCAGAGACAUCCGCCGAAAAGACCGAGCCCUCGUCGGAUACUUCAACUACACAACGAAUCAAAAACCUUGUUGGUUUCUCACAGCAGGUAUUAAACACCACUGAGAUUUCCGAAUUUGUUAAGAAGAUAACGGAGCAUGUUCGAGCUGCCAUGCGGGCCGCAGCAGAGUUUCAGACAAACCUAGAGACGAGUUACUCCGUGUACUGGGCUGAAGAUCGUACAGAAUUCAUUCGUCAGUUCUGUCGUUACGGGCGUUUAUUGACAAAAGACGACCUGAGUCCAACCGGUGAAAUAGAGGCACCAGAAAAUCCCCCGACGUUAGAGCAAUUCCGUGAACAAAUUUUGAAAUACGAUCGAGUAUACGAAGAGGUAGAACAUCUUCCGGAUACACAUAUAUUCGACUCUUGGCUUCGAGCCGACUUAAAACCGUUCAAGAACUCGCUUCUCACCGUAAUUCGCCAAUGGAGCGACAAGUUCAAACAGUAUCUCGUAGAUCAUGUAACCUCUACUUUGGACAACUUGAAGGUCUUCAUUGAGGAUAGCACAAACGAUAUGGAGAUAAAGGGAGAUCCGGAGCAAGUGGAUUACGAUAGCUUGGUCCGCGUCCUUGAGAGGCUGAAGUUGAUUCGGGAAGCGGAAGACGCAACUGACGCUGGUUUCGAACCACUGAGGGAGACGGUAGCACUACUGAAAGAAUUUGGUGAGGAGCUGCCGACUUCCAUGAAUAAACUACUGGAGUCAUUACCUGAUCAGUGGCAUGAGCUGAAGAAUGUUGCUGUACUCACGAAACAAAAGAUACAACCAUUACAGGAGCGCGAGGUGCAGAACAUUCGCGCAUUGAGUGCCCACUACGACGCCGAAUCGGCUAGAUUGAGGAAAGAAUUUAGCGAAUCGGAUGUGUUCGACUUCGAAUGUCCACAGCCAUACGAAAGUUUGGAUGAGUGGAACGCCCGUCUGGCCGAAGUUGAGAAAGGUGUUGCAGAGAUGCAGGUCUCUGCCAAAUCGUUUGAAGUUCGUGAUAUUCCAACCUACAUGGACUUGAAAGCGAUGCGACGUGAGAUGAAAGUGACCAAACGAGUGUGGGAUUACAUCAACAUGUUCCGAAGCUAUGUCACCGCUUGGAAAACAUCAAGGUGGAAGGAGAUUGACUUUGGAUCGAUUGAUGAAGUUAUUCGCGAAAUCUCCUUGGAAAUUCGAACGAUGGACAAAGACGUUAAACAAUGGCCUAUGUUCCAAGGCUUGGAGGCCGAAUUGAAAGAUAUCAAUGCCUCGGUUACAGCAGUCCGGGACUUACAGAACCCAGCAGUCAAAGACCGCCACUGGAUCGAGCUUAUGGCCGACACCGGUCGCACGAUCGAUGUGAACGAUGAGACCACUCUGGCCGAUUUGCUUUCCCUCAAUCUACACAAGUUCGAGGAGGAGGUGCAUGGCAUUGUGUCUAAGGCAUCCAAUGAACAAAAGAUUGAGCGUGAUUUGGAGAAGAUAGAGCAAGUGUGGAGCGAAAUGAUGUUUGAAUACGAGACACACGAUAGGACUGGGAUGCAGCUGCCGAAGCAAACGGAGCAGCUGACCACAACGUUAGAGGAGAUUCAAGUGAAAGUGCUGGAUAUGUUAGGUAAUAGAGACAAUUCGUUCUACAUAGACCGAAUCAAUUAUUGGCACAAGACACUGUCUACAAGUGACCAAGUCCUGAGCGUGUGGUUUGAGACACAGCGUAUAUGGUCGGGUUUGGAGUCGAUCUUUAUGCUGUGCGAUGAUAUAAAAUCACAGCUGCCUGAGGACACAGCCAUGUUCAUGGAUUUAGACAAAGAGUUCCGUGUCCUCAUCGAAGAACUUCAAAGCAAACCCAAGGUAUUGGAUGCCACCACCGAGAGACCAGAGAUGCUGGAUGAAAUACAAAAAAUUCUUGACGGUUUAGCCGUGUGCGAGAAAGCACUGGCGGACUAUUUGGAGACAAAACGCUUAUCCUUCCCACGUUUCUACUUCGUCUCGCAGGUAGAUGUCACAGAUAUUGUGAGCAAUGGUAAAGUGCCAGCGAAGGUGUUGCGCCACUUGUCGAAAUUGUUCGACAGCAUUUGCAGCCUCACAUUCGCUGAACCGAACGCCGAGGUCGCACAUGCCACCAAGAUGGUUGCCAAGGAUGGAGAAGAGGUCAAAUUUGUCAAGUCAUUCGAUUUGCAAGGACAAGUAGAAGAAUGGCUCAACUUGUUAUUGGACGAGAUGCGUCACACAUUGCGAAAGGUUUUGGCUGAGGCCGUUGCGGCAUAUGAGGAGAAACCCAGGGAUCAAUGGAUAUUCGAUUAUCCCGCACAAAUAGCCCUCACUGGAUCCCAGAUAGGGUGGAAUAGUGAAGUUCAAAUUGCAUUCGGUCGCCUGGAGGAGGGCUUGGAGAACGCAAUGAAGGAGUACAACAAGAAGCAAAUCAGCCAACUGGGAAUACUUAUUCAAAUGCUUCUCACCGAUCUUACUCCAGGCGACCGUCAGAAAAUUAUGACAUUAUGUACUGUUGAUGUGCACAAUCGUGAUAUUGUUGGUAAACUGAUCUCACAGAAGGUCGAAAACUCCCAGGCCUUCACGUGGCUCUCCCAACUUCGCCACCGAUGGGAUGAUGCGAAACAGAAUUGCUACGCGAACAUUUGUGAUGCGCAAUUCGCCUACGCCUACGAGUAUCUCGGCAACACACCGCGGUUGGUUAUUACCCCGUUGACCGACCGGUGCUACAUCACUCUAACGCAAUCCCUGCAUUUAUGCAUGAGCGGCGCCCCUGCUGGUCCCGCGGGAACGGGGAAGACGGAAACCACCAAGGAUUUGGGCAGGGCCUUGGGAGUCAUGGUCUACGUGUUCAAUUGUUCUGAACAGAUGGACUAUAUGUCUGUGGGUAACAUAUACAAGGGAUUGGCGCAAGCCGGUGCUUGGGGCUGUUUUGAUGAAUUCAAUCGAAUCGCGGUGGAAGUCUUGUCUGUGGUAGCCGUACAGGUCAGUCUUUUCUCCGUCAUCAUGCGCGAUUUGGCUAAUAUGACUGGACCGGAUCCAAAGUGGAUUGUGCUGGAUGGCGAUAUCGAUCCGAUGUGGAUCGAAUCUCUGAACACUGUGAUGGAUGACAACAAGGUCCUUACCCUCGCAAGUAAUGAACGGAUUCCACUCACGAACAGCAUGCGGCUUUUAUUUGAGAUAAGCCACCUGAAAACAGCUACACCAGCUACUGUAUCAAGGGCUGGCAUUUUGUACGUCAACCCCGGAGAUCUGGGAUGGACACCCUAUGUUCACAGCUGGUUGGAUGAACGUGUACGUCAAAAGAAGACACUCUCACGAACGGAGCGCCCAGCUUUGUCAAUUUGUUUCGACAAAUAUGUGUCUCCCUCUCUGGAAAUCUUGAAAACAAAGCUGAAACGCGUCACACCGAUUCCGGAUAUUGCUCACGUUGAAAUGUUAUGCCACCUGUUGGAAUGCAUGCUGGACGCCCAGAAAGCUUUGAAGGAUAACAGGGAUUUCACCAAAGAGAACUAUGAGAUGUUGUUUGUCUUUUGCAGUGUUUGGGCGUUCGGUGGAUCCUUGUUCAAAGAUCAGCUGGCAGACUACCGGAUCGAAUUUUCGAAAUGGUGGUUAAACGAGUUCAAGCAAGUGAAAUUCCCAUCCACCGGAGGUGUGUUUGACUUCUUUUGGAAUUUAAACACUCGUAAGUUUGAAAGUUGGAGCACGCGAUUGAGCAAGUGCGAACUCGAUCCGGAAAUUCCCCUGGAGGCAUCGCUGGUUCCAACCGUUGAAGUCGCCCGUUUACGUUUCUUCUUGGACCUACUUAUUGAAGCCGGUCGUCCGGUGAUGUUGGUCGGUUCUGCCGGCACUGGAAAGUCGGUCAUCAUGCAGGACAAAUUCACCUCUUUGUCCGAUGAGUUCAUCGUCAAAAAUAUUCCGUUCAACUUCUACACCACCAGCCUCAUGCUUCAGGAGGUGCUGGACAAGAGCUUGGAAAAGAAAGCCGGCAUUAAUUACGGACCACCGGGGCAAAAGCGGCUAAUCUACUUCAUAGACGACCUAAACAUGCCCGAGGUCGACCAAUACUUCACUGUUCAGCCGCACACACUCAUCCGUCAGCACAUUGACUACGGACACUUUUACGAUCGUCAGAAGCUGACCUUGAAGCGCGUGCAAAAGACACAGUACGUCGCCGCUAUGAACCCCACGGCUGGCAGUUUCACCAUCACUCCGAGGCUGCAACGGCACUUCUCCGUAUUCGCGCUCAGUUUCCCCGAUGAGGCCGCCGUGAAGACGAUUUACGCCACCGUACUUAAACAACACUUUGUCCGCAAUAACUUCCCUAUGGUUGUCGUCCGCUCGGUGGACACAUUGGUCGACGCGUGUUUGGCUGCUCACAUGAAAAUCACCAGCGUCUUUCUGCCCACCGCCGUCAAGUUCCACUACGUGUUCAAUCUGCGAGACCUGACCAACAUUUUCCAGUGUUUAUUAUUCAGUCAGCCAGAAGUGUGCAACAGCGUUCUCUCCAUGGUUCGCUUAUACCGUCAUGAGGCUAUUCGUGUCUACACGGAUAAAAUGAUCGAUGUGGCCGACGUGGAAGCGGCCUUGAAGCAUGUGACCGCAGCCAUAUCCGUUCAGUUCCCAGAGCUGCACUCCGCCGACAUAACUGCGGAGCCUCUGAUGUAUUGCAGUUUUAACAAGGGCCUGAGUGCCGAGCGACAGUACUGCGCUGUCCCUUCUGUUGAUCAAAUUAACAAAGUUGUGAUCGACGCACUGAACGCUUACAACGACACAUAUGCCAUGAUGGACCUGGUUCUGUUCAGUGAUGCAGUGGCUCACGUGCUUCGAAUAUGUCGCAUUUUGGAAAUGCCUCGCGGAAGCGCCCUGCUAAUCGGUAUUGGAGGUUCCGGCAAGCAGUCUCUGUCUCGGUUGGCUGCUUUCAUGUCUGGUUUCGAAGUAUCACAAAUUGUGUUGCGCAAAGGGUACUCGCAGCAAGAUUUACGUGCUCAUCUGGCUCAGUUGUAUUUGAAGGCCUCGUUGAAAAACAUGCCCUACGUGUUCCUGAUGACUGACGCUCAAGUUGCGGACGAACGAUUUCUCGUCUAUGUCAACGAUUUUCUCGCAUCAGGAGAAAUACCGAAUCUGUUUGCCGAAGAAGAAUUGGAUCAGAUUAUAACGAGUAUUCGGCCAGAGGUGAAGAGCAUUGGUUUGAUGGACACAGUCGAAAAUUGCUGGCAAUUCUUCAUUGAUAAGACUCGGAAAAUGUUGAGAGUCAUCCUGUGUUUCUCCCCCGUUGGGGACAAACUUCGUGUACGAGCUCGACGCUUCCCAGCUUUGGUCAACCGAACCUGUAUUGACUGGUUCCACGAAUGGCCGCAGGAGGCUCUGCUGUCUGUAUCGGAAAGAUUCUUGACUGAUUGUCCUGGUCUGUCGGACGAGGUUCGCCCAUCUGUGAGCCGCUACAUGGCCUACGUCCACACCACGGUAAACGAGUUGAGUCGAGAGUAUUUGGAAAAGGAGCGUCGUCACAAUUACACCACUCCGAAAUCCUUCUUGGAACAAAUCAGCCUGUAUAAACGCAUGGUCGGUGAUCAGAUCGAGGAACUGCAGCAAAAGAUCGACCGACUUGUGAAUGGUUUGGAAAGACUGAAAGAAGCAGGCGAACAGACGAGCGAGUUGAAGGUUCAGUUGGCGGAACAGGAGGUUGUGGUGAAGGAGAAGAGUGAGAAUGCCAAAAAGUUGAUUGCUGUGGUUGGCCAAGAGACGGAAAAAGUUUCUGCCGAAAAAGAGAUCGCUGCGGAAGAGGAAGCCAAGGUCAGUGUGAUUAAAGCCGAAGUGACUUUGAAGCAGCGUGAUUGUGAGGAGGAUUUGCGCAAAGCCGAACCAGCUUUAAUCGCAGCGCAAGAGGCGCUGAACACCUUGAACAAAAACAACUUGACCGAGUUGAAGGCGCUCACAAACCCACCUCCAGAUGUAGUCCUCGUGUGCUCCGCUGUAAUGUGUCUCUUUGCUAUGGAUGGAAAAUUACCCAAAGAUCGUAGCUGGAGGGCUGCAAAGGCAGGGAUUAUGUCAAAGGUUGACCAAUUUUUGUAUAAUCUGCUGCACUACGACAAAGAAAAUAUUCAUCAGAACAGCAAGCAAGCUGCGUUAGAAUACGUCAAAAUGCCUAACUUUGAUCCGGAAGUGAUUCGGACGAAAUCUUCCGCUGCUGCCGGUCUGUGCUCGUGGGUGAUUAAUAUAUUGAAAUUCUAUGAAGUCUAUCUGGAAGUCAAACCGAAACGUGACGCUCUAGACGCUGCAAAUGAAGAGCUGCGUCAAGCCACCGAAAAACUUGAGACACUGCAAAAGAAGAUAGCCGUUCUCGAAGCCUCUCUGGCAGAACUGACAGCCAAUUUUCGUGAAGCAACUGAAGAGAAACUGCGAUGUCAACAAGAGGUGGAUUUCACAGCCAAAACACUGGAUUUGGCAAAUCGACUGGUUAGUGGCUUUGCAUCGGAAAAUGUGCGUUGGGCUCAACAAGUAGAGGUAUUGCGUAAGCUCGGUGAGACUGUAAUAGGAGAUGUCUUGGUAACCACAACGUUUAUUUCCUACUUCGGUUACCUGAGUAAGCCUUUUCGACAGCAGUUGUUGGACAAAAGGCUAUGGACCUUUAUGAAACGGUUAAAUGUCCCAAUUCCCAUUCGAGACGGCAUCGAUCCAUUGUACAUGCUGGUCGAUGACGCUAUCAUUGCAACUUGGAACAAUCAAGCACUUCCAGAGGAUCGGAUGUCCGUGGAGAAUGCCGCUAUAUUUAGCUUCUGUGAACGGUGGCCUCUUUGUGUUGAUCCCCAGUUACAAGCGAUCAAAUGGAUCAAAGUGAAAUACGGUUCUGAUCUGGUGGUCACACGACUGGGAGCGAAAAAUUAUCUGGAUCAGAUUGAACGGGCGAUUUCGGAUGGGAGUGUCGUUCUAAUCGAGAAUAUCGGUGAGACAGUCGAUCCAAUUCUCGACCCCAUCAUUGGACGUCAGACUAUCAAGAAGGGAAGCGCAAUCAAGAUGGGCGAUCGGGAAAUUCCGUACAAUCCGAAUUUCCGACUACUUUUGCAAACCAAACUGGCUAACCCCCAUUACCAGCCAGAGCUACAGGCCCAAACUACCCUGAUCAAUUUCACUGUGACUCGCGAUGGCCUUGAAGAUCAGCUGCUAGCUGUGGUCGUGAGCAAAGAACGUCCCGACUUGGAGAGGCUCAAAUCCGAUUUGACGAAACAGCAAAACGAGUUUAAGAUUACACUGAAGAACUUGGAGGAUUCACUGUUGGCCAAACUGGCUACAUCAAGUGGGAACUUUCUAGGUGAUCACUCUCUGGUCGAGAAUCUGGAGACAAACAAAAAAACCGCUAAGGACAUUGAGGAAAAGGUCGCAGAAGCCAAAGUGACAGAGCGUGAGAUUAACCAAGCUCGUGAACAUUAUAGAAAUGCUGCAGCACGGGCGGCACUUAUCUACUUCGUGAUGAAUGACUUAUGCCACAUCCAUCCAAUGUAUCAAUUUUCGCUCAAGGCGUUUCGCACUGUCUUUGAGCAUGCUAUUGACACCGCACCAGAAGCAGAGACUGAGAAGGAACGUCUAGCCAGCCUGUUAGACAACAUUACCUAUUCCAUAUUCGUAUACACCACGCGUGGUUUGUUCGAGAAGGACAAACUCAUCUUCCUCGUGUUGAUGGUGUUGCAAGUACAGAUCGCUUCCAAAGAACUGUCACCUGUUCUCAUGGACUUCUUACUGCGUUAUCCAGUUGUGCCAGAUGUGAAAAGUCCGGUCGAUUUUCUGAGUGACUUAAAUUGGGGGGGAGUACAAACAUUAGUCAAAAUGAGUAACUUUCGAGAUUUGGACAAGGAUAUCGUCGCCUCAGCGAAACGAUGGAAAGCGUUUCUGGAAACCGAGGCUCCUGAAAAGGAGAAAUUUCCACAAGAGUGGAAGAACAAAAGCGCUGCGGAGAAAUUGUGCAUGAUGCGUGCUCUUCGACAUGAUCGAAUGACCUACGCGUUACGACACUAUAUCGGUACCACUUUUGGGAUGAAAUAUGUCGAAGCGCGGCAAGUGGAGUUUGCCAAGUCCUUCAAGGAAUCCAACUCUGCUGUUCCGAUAUUCUUUAUCCUUUCUCCCGGUGUCGACCCUCUGAAAGAUGUGGAAGUUUUGGGAAGGAAGCUCGGAUUUACCUUAGAUCAGGGUAACUUUCACAACAUUUCGCUCGGUCAGGGUCAGGAAGUGGUUGCUGAGGCUGCACUAGAAACUGCCGCCCGCGAAGGACAUUGGGUGGUUUUGCAAAACAUUCAUCUGGUCGCACGUUGGCUCAGCACCUUGGAGAAACGUUUGGAACAAUACUCCGAGACUGCGCAUUCUCACUACCGAGUGUUUAUCAGCGCGGAACCUGCUGGUGACCCUGCUGCUCACAUCAUUCCUCAAGGCAUUUUAGAAAAUUCGAUCAAAAUCACCAACGAACCACCAACGGGAAUGCACGCGAACUUACACAAAGCACUGGACAAUUUUACUCAGGAAACUCUGGAGCGAUGUACCAAAGAAGCGGAAUUCAAGCCCAUUCUGUUCGCCCUGUGCUAUUUCCACGCCGUUGUGACGGAGCGCAGCAAAUUCGGUGCUCAAGGCUGGAAUCGUACAUACCCGUUCAACGUUGGUGAUUUGUGCAUUUGUCUGGAUGUGUUGUACAACUACUUGGAGGCGAACUCCAAAGUGCCUUGGGAGGAUUUGCGUUACUUGUUUGGCGAAAUCAUGUACGGGGGACACAUAACGGAUGACUGGGACCGUCGUCUAUGCCGGACGUUUUUACAAGAAUACCUGCAACCUGACCUGGUAGAUGGCGAUCUAUAUUUGGCUCCCAACUUCUUGGUUCCACCCAACAGUGACUAUGUAGGCUAUCAUGAUUACAUUGAUAAGAACCUACCUCCGGAGUCGCCCUAUCUGUAUGGUUUACAUCCAAACGCGGAAAUUGAUUUCUUGACUAAAGCAUCGGAGAGAAUAUUCCGUGUGGUACUCGAAUUACAGCCGAGAGACGCAGGCGCCGAUGUGGGCGACACACCUAGCCGCGAGGAGACGUUGAACAACUUACUGGAGGAUUUAUUAGACAGAUUGCCGGAUGGUUUUCCUAUGUCUGAACUGUACGCUCGCCAGGCACCGGAGGAGCGCAGUCCCUACGCAGUGGUCGUACUGCAGGAGUGCGAACGUAUGAAUUUAUUGGUUGAUGAAAUGCGUCGCUCACUCAAAGAAUUACGGUUAGGUCUGCGUGGUGAGCUGACGGUUUCUGCUGCCAUGGAACUUCUCAUCAACGCCUUGUUCCUCGAUCAGGUACCGGCUUCGUGGGAACGCUACGCAUAUCCUAGCUUGUAUCCGUUGGGAUUAUGGUUCGCGGACAUGUUGAACCGAGUGAAGGAUUUGGAAAUUUGGUCACAAGAUUUGGGACUGCCCGGUUCGGUAUGGAUUGGUGGUCUGUUCAAUCCGCAGUCCUUCCUCACAGCGGUAAUGCAACAGACCGCGAGAAAAAUGGAGUGGCCGCUGGACAAGAUUUGCAUCAGUGUAGAGGUGACGAAGAAGACAAAGGAAGAGAUGGGUUCUGCACCGCGAGAAGGCGCUCAUGUACACGGCCUUUUCAUGGAGGGUGCCCGAUGGGAUCCAGGUGCAGGGUGCAUGGUAGAUGCUCGCAUUAAAGAACUCGCUCCGCCAAUGCCUGUAAUGCUGCUGAGAGCAGUCCCAUCGGACCGACAGGAAGGACGCGUGGCUGCCAUGUAUGCUUGUCCUGUGUAUAAAACGAAACUAAGAGGACCCACAUUCGUAUGGACGUUCCAUCUGAAGACGAAAGAGAAACCGGCGAAGUGGAUUUUAGGCGGUGUGGCCCUUCUGCUUCAAGUGUGAUAAGGUGAAACAAGGACGCAUUUGCCUGCAGCAAACACUGCCUAAUGUGUCAAGUAGGCGCGAGCUAUAGGAAAAGUGUUUCAGAUACCUGCCACUCUAUACACAUGUACUUCCUAUAUGUACUUUCACUUUCGACAUACCAAUUCCCUCAAGAUCUCUGAAUAUAUCCUUACGUUGUACGAUGCCUUCCCAUUCGAGCAAAUGCACUGUUCACCCAAAACUUCUCAGUGCACUAGUUACAGUGUCUAUUAACACUUUACUGCAUUUAAAACGCUAUGCGUUUUUAAGGCAUUGUGUUUAUUUCUGAUAAACUUCAUCGAUCUUAGGCCACAAUCUUGACUAAUUAGUUACACAACGUGAACUAGAUGAGAAGCUACUGAUUACCUGCGCUCA